AUGAGGCGCGGGGCCAGGAGCCCGCGGGGCAGGAACGGGCCGGCCCCCACGCCGUGCGUCCAGGCCGAGUGCUUCGACCCGCUGCUCCGCCACUGCGUGGCCUGCAGGCUCUUCCGCACGCCCGAGCCCGGGCCGGAGGGGCCGAGCAGCCUGGCGCCCGGGACGGCGCUGCAGCCGCAGGAGUCGGUGGGCGCGGGGGUCGGCCCCGGGGCGGUGUUGCCCCUGCCCGCGCUGCUCUUCGGCGCCCCCGCGCUGCUGGGCCUGGCGCUGGCCCUGGCCCUGGCUCUGGUGGGCCUGGUGAGCUGGAGGCGGCGACGGAGGCAUCUGGGGGCGGCCUCCCCGGAGACCCCAGACGGAGACAAGGACGCCCCUGAUCCCCCGGAGAAUGCCAUCAUCCUCUCUCCGGGAACCCUUGAAGCCACAGCUCCCGUCUGGCCUCUGCCCAGAGAAGACCCAGGCACCACUUCACCUGGCCACAGCGUCCCUGUGCCAGCCACAGAGCUGGGCUCCACCGAGCUGGUGACCACCAAGACGGCCGGCCCCGAGCAGCAGUAG
Molecule: messenger RNA, 555 nt
Organism: Cynocephalus volans (Philippine flying lemur)
Lineage: Eukaryota; Metazoa; Chordata; Mammalia; Dermoptera; Cynocephalidae
Gene: TNFRSF13C
Product: TNF receptor superfamily member 13C
Exons: 4
Coding region: 1-555 (184 amino acids)
Biological process (GO): B cell costimulation; tumor necrosis factor-mediated signaling pathway; T cell costimulation
Cellular component (GO): external side of plasma membrane
Molecular function (GO): signaling receptor activity
Source: RefSeq, a predicted model, not a curated record